Melitaea cinxia (Glanville fritillary) is the source of this 1774-nucleotide messenger RNA. It is a transcript of the gene dos, whose product is annotated as GRB2-associated-binding protein 3. The transcript has 12 exons. NCBI's taxonomy places the organism in Eukaryota, Metazoa, Arthropoda, Insecta, Lepidoptera, Nymphalidae. The coding region runs from base 45 to 1436 and encodes 463 amino acids. The record is from RefSeq and is a predicted model, not a curated record.
UAUUCUCUGACUCAUAAAUUCGGCAUAGGCUUCUAAAAAAUAAAAUGUCUAAAAAUAUUGUAUUUGAGGGAUGGUUAACGAAAUCACCGCCUUCAAAACGUAUUUGGAAAACAAAAUGGCGGAGAAGGUGGUUUGCCUUGCGACAAUCAGGUGAACUCCCAGGACAAUAUUUCCUAGAUUACUAUGCCGACAGUAAUUGUAGACGGGUCAAGGGUUCGAUCAAUCUAGAUUUCUGUGAACAGGUGGAUGCGGGACUGCAUAUGGAACGCACAAAUCAAGGAGCGCCGGAUCCGAAGAUACGUGGCUCGGUAUUCACCAUUCAGACUCAAACAAGAACAUACCAUCUCGAGGCUGACUGUGAAUCUGAAAUGGAGAAAUGGGUUGAUGCAAUCUGUAGUGUUUGUGGUUUAAGGGCUACAGAUGAAAAUGCUAGUUUUUCUGAUCCAUAUGUCUUAAAUCGAAACGAAUACCACAAUUCCUUGGGGUCUCAUGACCGAGGAAAUGUCAUAAAUGAUUCCGGAGAGAGCACUGGACCCUAUAUACCAAUAUCCGAAUGCAUAACAGGUGUUCGUGCACAGCACGCGAAAAGAGCUUUCACUUUUGAUCCUAAAAAUAUUGUAACUAGCACAAAGACACUUGAUAAGCCAGAAAUUGCUAGCAAUAGAUCUAAUUCGUACCAUGGUACACCACAGAUACGCAUCAACAACGUCGCGGUGGAUUUCUCAGAAAAUGAUUCCAAUAGUGAGGAUGAGUGCAGGUCGCUUAAUGCUAGUCAAUAUAACAUAGGAGAGGUAAAAGUAGCAAAAAGUUUCACAAGGCUGACCAUACACCCACAGCAGCAUAAUAAUGGAAUUAGUGAUGAUGGCCCGCCCGUACCUCCACGACCACCUAAAACCUUUUCAAUGAAUAGGGAUUUAGUACAUCGAGAAUCCUUCCACGGUCCCAAGGUACAGGAGCCAGUCGAAAUUCAAGAAAAUACAUCGCCAUUUCCUUGGAUGCGUUUGCCUCGCCAACCACACCACCAUACGGCGCCUUCAUCGCCAGGUCGAUCUGUGAUAAGCCACUACGUUCGGACCACUGAUGAUGAAGACGAUGCCGCUAUGGGCCAUUCAAUGCAGUAUUGCAAUCUUUCGACUCUGCCGCCGGCUGUCGACCGCGCAUUAAAACCUCGCCAUUCGACACACUGCAUCGGCAAUAUGUACAACUUUGGUGGAUUGAACACUAAUGAUGAAUCGAGACGCGAUGUGUUGCAGUAUUUAGACCUCGAUCUCCACACGUCCACGCCACCUUCAUCUAACAAACCAGCUAUCAUACACGGGAAAUCUCAUUCCUCUGCCGACGCCGAUUCAGCAUAUAAAACCGUAGACUUCUUGAAAACAGAGGCCUUUAAUAUCACACGCCAGGACGCGGAAGCUUCUAGAAGUGUGCAGCAAUGAUUAAGAGCGAAUUUGAGUAGGCAAUAUAAAAGUGGGAUAAACAUAAAUGGCUUGUUUAUACGUUAGGAGACGAACGCUCUCUGAAUACGAAUCUUUGGUGUUGUGUUCAAUUUUAUUUUACCCCGACGGCGCACGCCUUAAAAAUGGCUAUUAUACAUAUGUUUUACUAUAAAGAUACCUAUAAGUAUUAUUUGGUAAUGUGAUGUGUUAAAAUUUUUAUUUGCUAUCACGAUUCUCUAAUAAAAUGUAGAGUGUUAUCGAUUCCCUAAUGUUGAAGUAACAUAAGGUAAAGAAAGGUAAAUUACAUGAUCUGUACGAGAUAUAUCAAUCGAAUUAUU